AUGACAAAAAGAAUACUAUAUGUGUUAUGUAUUUAUUGGUUUAACAAAGGAUGCAUAAAAUUUAAUCAUUGUCAUUCGGAUGGAUCAUCAGUUGAUAUGUUUUUUAAUAAUGAUAAACCUAUGAAUGCAUUUUACAUUUGCUCUAGAUCCUUGUUAAACGGGAAGAGAAAAUGUUCCAAGAAAAAAAAAAAGUUAUGCAAGACACGGAAAUUAUACUCUCAGUGGGGGUACCUGAAUCACGUCACAGGCACACAUUCAUUUUUCAGUUGUCAUAUGGAUAUAAAACAGACAAAUUCAAGUACCAAAAUGGAUAGUCAAAUGAGACGCCAAAUGGACAGCCAAAUGGGAAGCCAAAUGAGAAGCCAAAUGGGAAGCCAAAUGGACAGCCAAAUGGACAGCCAAAUGGACAGCCAAAUGGACAGCCAAGGGGGUAUCGAAACUAAGGAAAGAACGAAAGAUAAAAAAAUUAUUAUUGGCAACUGGAAAUGCUACCUGCCAAAACAAGAAGCAUAUAAUCUAAUUGAUAGCUUCACAAAAAUAAAAUAUUCUAAUCACAUUGAUAUCAUUUUGUCCCUUAAUUUGUUAUUCAUUCCUUAUUUACUUGAAAAAAUUAAAGAAAAUAAUUCGAAAAUAUUUGCAUGUUCGCAAGAUGUAAGUUUAGUAAACGGUUUAGGAGCCUUUACAGGAGAAACAACAGCUACAUUAAUACGAGAGUUUGGAAAUGAGUAUACCAUAGUUGGACAUAGUGAGAGGAGACGAGGAUUUUGCAACAAUGGGGAAACUAUAGAACAAACAGCAUUGAAGGUGUAUAAUGCUAUGCAAUCAAAGCUGAAAGUUAUAUUAUGUGUCGGGGAUGAUUAUCAAAAUGAGAAUUUUCAAUUUCCAUCGUUUAGGAUGAGAAAAUUGUUUUCACUGAUAAAACAAACAAUACGAAAAGAUGAAAUGAAAAAUAUUAUCAUAGCUCUGGAACCUAGUUUUGCCAUUGGCACGGGAAAUCCUGUGUUAUGUGAGGUUUUGAAUAACUGCUAUUGGGACAUAAAAAGAAAUAUAGCAGAAGAAAUGGACGAGAAAAUAAGCAACGAAAUGAAAAUAUUGUAUGGAGGUUCCGUAACAAAAGAUAAUAUAAAGAACUACGUGGAAAAGACUUCGGUUGAUGGAUUCCUUAUUGGAAAGGGCUCACUUGACGAGACUUUCAUAGACAUAAUAAAGUACCUUGAUCGUGGUUACAUGUCAAAUGGAUAG
Molecule: messenger RNA, 1242 nt
Organism: Plasmodium gonderi
Lineage: Eukaryota; Apicomplexa; Aconoidasida; Haemosporida; Plasmodiidae
Product: triosephosphate isomerase
Exons: 4
Coding region: 1-1242 (413 amino acids)
Biological process (GO): gluconeogenesis; glycolytic process; glycerol catabolic process
Cellular component (GO): cytosol
Molecular function (GO): triose-phosphate isomerase activity
Source: RefSeq, a predicted model, not a curated record